AGUCAGGGGCCAAAAACUUUUCUACUGGUGUCUUUUACAAGUUUACAUUGCAGUUUUCUGUUUCAUACAUCCAUGAUAUUACUGAAGUUAUUGCAAGACACUUUGAGAGCCAAGUGUCUGUGCAUGUGACUUUGAUUAACCACAGAGUUGGUGUUUCUGUAAAGAUUAAGUGUUUUUAACAAAAGCAGACUAUGUCCAGUGCUUGGCUUUGCUGAUACAACAACUUAGUGGUUAUUGGAUUUGAGUCACAUACACUUUCUUUCUGAUGAGUCUCAAAGUGAAGUAAAAGUCAAAGAACACUAUGACAGAUAAGUAAUUUUCUUGCACACAAUGGCAGCCAAUUUACCUACAAUAUUGAGAGUCCCUUCAAACCUAAGUGACUUUUAUUGUGUGAUAACGGAUAUUAAUUUGCUAUUGGGAAAUGCAAUUUUGUGUGUCUCAGCUAUUCCUGUGAACUCUAUCAUUCAACAGCUACCAGAAACGAUGGUGUCACGUUUUUUUUCCUACUUGUAUUCCGACAAGCUCCGCCUUCUGCGCUAUGAUUGGACAGUAGUAUAAGCUACCAGCCUAUCACCACACAGUUUGUGUGAAUUGUGAAUUACUAGUCAAUCAUCGUGCACGAACCGUUAUGCUGUCAACCAAUCCUGUUUUAGUAUAGUAAGCGGGAUACUAUCAGCCAAUCACAGCACGAGGGGCGGGGCUUGUCAGAAUACAGGUGGGGGGAAUAAAAGUCGCACUCAUGAGCUCCGCUGCUCGAUGUGCCUCAGGCUGCUUGGGUAACAGGUUGUUCAGUGAAACGGCGCUACAGCUUUAAACGAGGAGCUCUCGCUCUCUCUCUCUCUCUCUCUGUCUGUCUGUCUGUCUGUGGGUGUCUCUCUCUCUCUCUGUGGGUGUCUCUCUCUGUCUGUCUCUCUCUCUCUCUCUCUCUCUCUCUCUCUCUCUCUCUCUCUCUCUCUCUCUCUCUCUCUCUCUCUCUCUCAGCGCUAGUAGACUCGCUGUCCGGCACGCCGUCUGUCAGUCCGUUGGUCAUGAACUUUUCCGUGCGAAACGCUUCUUGUCCUCUAAGCUCUGGAGCUGACCGGGUUUGCCGGCUCUCUCGGCUCAGUUAGCUGAUGCAGCCUGGCGGUUCAGAGCAACUUUGGGCGAAUCGAGGAUCUGCGUGGAUGAUCUGCAGAAAUCAGGAACUGAACUUCACCACAUCGGCGGAGAGUGGCUGGUUCUCCUGGAGCUCCGGCUGCCCCUCUUUAGCAUGGGGAACCACGGAGACAAGCCCGCUCCCCUGACUUACGCCGAGGUCCCCACGACUGAUCCGGAUCCAGGAGAGGACACCCCGAGGAUUGGCGUGUCUUAUGUUUUCGCCACGGAUGACGACGACGACGAGGAGGAGGACCAAGACCAGGACCGCGACGAGCAUGGAGAGGAGAAGGGGGCCUGGCCGGAAGGAGAGCACAGGAGGCGGGACGAUGAGCUGCCGUGCGCCGUGUUCCACCGGGAGGAGUGUGUGUAUGAGAAAAAGAGUCCAGCUGAGACUUUGGCUCCAGAGCAGUUGCUCCACACCUGCAGGCCAGGGGAUCUGGUGGAGUUUGUGGCUGCUGGGCAGUACCCUCAUUGGACUGUGUAUGUUGGAGGGUCCCAGGUGGUCCACCUCCACCGAGCUGAAGUAAAGAGCAGUUUCCUGGGUCAAGCCAGCCAGGGCAGAAGAGGCAGGGUGGUCAAUGAGGUCUACAGGUUUAGACCCCUCAGCCCGGAUGCGGUGGUACAGAAAGCCUUGGAGCAGGUAGGCAUCACAGGCAGAGAUCUAAGCUGGAGGAACUCUGAGUGUUUCGCUGCCUGGUGCAAGUUUGGCAGGAGGGAGUUCAAGAUGGGAGGGGAACUGAGGAUAGGCAAGCAGCCGUACAGGUUGAAGCUGCACUUGCCGGGCAAGCAGUGCCAUGUGCUGGAGUUUCAGAGUUUGGAGGACUUGAUCAUGGAGAGGAGGAGGAACGAUCAGAUUGGUAAAGUUGCUGUGAUCCAGGAACUGGCUAGUCAUUUAAAUCAUGAAGGAGGAGGCAGGGGUGAAGCAAAGGGUCAUUGACCUUAGCCCUGAAACGUGGACCAUUUAUGCAGAGUGCUUCACUUGCCUGAGGUGAAUCUGGCCAUUUCGAGACGGAUGGAGAGAUGAGGAUAGUUAAGUGACUGUCCAAAUUGAAGCCGCUCUUGUCGGGAAAGAAGUGCCAUGUGCUGGAGUUUCACAGUUGGAAGGACUUGAACCAUGACGGAGUAAACUGAGGUGAAACAAAAAGGUCACUGUCCUGAAUUUUGGACCUCUUUGUUGCUUUGAAAUUUUGGGUCACCUCCUAUGUUUCAAUCUCAGAAUUUCUGCUAUUUUCAGAACAUGUUUCACCCAAUCAAGUUCACUUUGAUCUGAUGAAGGUAAAAGUGUUGGUUUCAAGAAAGUCUAUGGUUCUAUGCUCUGUGUUUAUUUCAUUGCUGUUGAGCCUCAUGAUGAUUCUCAAAAAGUAGUCAGGAUGUGGUUUAGCCAUACUAUGCCUUUGAAAAACAAAUGGUAGUUGAAUGGUAUAUUAAAUUUUUCCAGAAAAAUGGCUCAGCAUCAUUGUAACUUAAAGUACUUGCAAAUGAUCUUGUUUUAAAGCAUCAAUGACCACACAACAUGAACUUUGCUAAUGAAACAAUUUGUCUGUUUUGUUGACUUGAAAAUGCAAAUGUAGCAUGAGGCCUUGGGGUCUUAAUAUGCAGCAUUUCGUUUUUAGGUCAGAAAGGUCUUUUGUGACAGUCUCUCAAAUGCUGGGUCAAACAGUUUAUUUAUAAUGUGACCUUAUUUUUCUAAUGUGUGCGUGUCCCCCUGUGUUAGAACAUUUUUCGAAUUCCAAAUACAGCAGCUUCACAGAAACACAUUAUUUCUUAGGUCUGAAGUGUUCUAACCAUUAUGUUCAGGCAGAGUGAGUAACAUGCAGUAGGCUGAUGUGUAGAAGUCAGAAGUUGUUUCAUUUCCUUAAUUGCCAUUAUGUUAUUAAUUUUUCAUCAUCAGGAAAAAAAACAUGCAAAGGAACAAUGUUUAUCAGAAGGUUACACAGACUAAAUAAAAUACAGAUUUUUCAGUA
Messenger RNA from Pygocentrus nattereri (red-bellied piranha), 3101 nucleotides. RefSeq names its product LRAT domain containing 2a (gene lratd2a). The record is from RefSeq and is a predicted model, not a curated record. The transcript has 2 exons. The coding region runs from base 1250 to 2074 and encodes 274 amino acids. NCBI's taxonomy places the organism in Eukaryota, Metazoa, Chordata, Actinopteri, Characiformes, Serrasalmidae.